GGCGGAGCACUCGCUCGGCGAGAAGAUCUCCGGUGGGAGAUCCGGCUAGUUCUUGCCCUUGGAUGCUUCGCGGCCGCAAUGAAUUAGCUGCGGAACUCCGGAACCGCGAUAGACGAGGUGCAGAGCGUUUAGAGCGUUUCUGGCAUUCUCCGCAUUCAUGCGAAAGCCCGCGCUUCCUCCCCUUCUGUCGAUUAGAGCUGUGGAAAGGCUCGACUUGCUUGAGUGUUGUUAUUCCGCGGGUCAUCAUCAUCGCCAUCUUUGGUGGAUUGUUCGUCGGUGGCGGCGAAGCUGCUGCUGCUGAGACAUAGCUUUCGCAAACGCGUUAAAAAUCGUCGCCAGCAAAGAAAGGCUUCACAGAGUUCACAAGAAGAGCUCGCGGAGCUGCUCAUUCGACAGGCUAUCGAGCAACUCUUCGACUGGUGUAGGUGUUCGAAAAAGCUGCUCGUUGGCCGGAGUACGCUUCUCCCUACGGCCCUUCUCUCCAGCAAGAGUCGUAUCCUGAGACCUUCCAAGUCAUCUUCCGAUUAUUCCGGGUGUGAAACAUGGCUCGAGGCAAUCAGAGGGAUCUUGCCCGCGAGAAAAACCUCAAGAAACAGCAGGAACAAGCGAAGAAAAAAGGGGCUGCGGCCAAGGGCCCAAAUAAAGGCAUGACGCUCGAAGAACGACGGCAACGUGAUGCCGAGCAGAUGCGCCUCAAACAACAGAAAGCUCAGGAGAAGAAGGUACCGGAGGUUCAGGCGUAA
Messenger RNA from Galendromus occidentalis (western predatory mite), 743 nucleotides. RefSeq names its product small EDRK-rich factor 2. Lineage: Eukaryota; Metazoa; Arthropoda; Arachnida; Mesostigmata; Phytoseiidae. Gene Ontology annotation, cellular component: cytosol. The transcript has 3 exons. The coding region runs from base 543 to 743 and encodes 66 amino acids. The record is from RefSeq and is a predicted model, not a curated record.